UUCCUCUUCUUCGCAGCCGCAUUUAGUCUUUGGGAGAGGCAGAAAUUUCAUCUUCUUCGCAGCCGGCAGAAGGGAGACGCAGAAAUUUCUCGAUGUGCCUUCUUUCCUAUCUUCACCACCUUCAGCCAGAUCUCAAUCAUGCGCAUAUAUCUACACCCUCACCUCGUCAACCUUAGCCGCUAGGCAUUUUCAAGCACACCGGCACCAUCGGCACUUUAUAAGUUUACCGGCGAAUCUUCCGACUAUGUUGAAGAAUCUGAGCCUUAAUCAUCAACUAACUUUGAGAGAUAAGUAUUUUUUCGCAUAGAUUGUGAAUUAAUUUAAUUUAUUUCGCCCAAAUAAAUGCAUGCCAAUUAUAAUUUCAUUACUAUGUCAUCAUCGUUAGUAUAAAAUGAAUGGAAAUUUGUAAAUCUCGUUUUAAUCCAGUCUAGGUUGAUCAAAAAUCCUGUUUUUUAAAUCCGGAUGAAAAAAGUACGCCUUUGAGAUAAUACACAAAUGCAAUUGCAAUUGAACACAUUUUAUUACAUUUAAACAUAUGUUAAAAUUAUUUGCUUUCUUUUUUACAAAUGUAUAUAUGCUUUGAAAACGUGAUUUUGUUAUUAACGGAUUAAAACAUCGUGUAUUCAGCUUUAGCUACAUACAUUAAUCAACAUAUUCUAUGAAAUAAAGUUAAACUUUUUAUUUGUAUUUUUUCUUUAACAGUAUCUUCUACUUAUUCAGUGAACCAACCACACAUUAAUAUAUUCCUUUUUUAUCUUAAUAUCUGGGCAUUUUUAAAUGCCAAGUUGUUACUAAGCCUAUACUUUAUUUAAAUUUUAUAUAGCAUCGUAAUAUACUUAUACAAAGUUGUCUCAUUUUACAGAAGCAAAAACAAAGACCAAUACGCAAAUUUGGAGGGCAACAAAUUAAGGAGAAAGAAAGUGUUUGAGUGAACACAUCUUCAAAUCUGUUCACUGUCCUUCAUAAUUAACUGUUGAGGUGCCUGUAUUUUUACAGAAGGUAAGAUAACUCAUGGAACUACUUAAAGCAUAUCUACGUUUCCUAGCAGGCAUUCAAACCUAUGCAAUUUCUUAAUUUAAGAUUAAUUAAGCAUCUUCAGUAUAGCCCAACACCCCGUUCGAGCAACGGCCAACCAGCAAGUGGCCAGGUGCAAUUAAUGUCAGAUUGUGACAUCAGCAAGUGGAAGCAUGGAUGACCAAGUCGGUGGAAAAACGGCCAAUCAGCAUGGGGCAGCCCAUGCUCUCCAUUAGUAUAAAUAGAAGGUUUCAAGUCAUUGUAAGGGUUAGCAUUACAAUACUCAGGCUCUAGAAUAGCAUCAUUGCUCUUAUUUCUUGUAUUAAAGCAUAGUUUCCGACCUACCGAUCGGGAAAUUCCUUGUAAUCAGAUUGGUUAAUUAAUACAAGUGAGCUUUCGAGUGUUAGUUAGUUCAGAUCUUAUAUUUUUUACACGCUUUGAUUCUGGGCCAUUCCUGAUAUAUCCAAAGUUCGUGUUGGGCUUUCGGAUCUACGGGAUUUACCCUCAACAUUGGCGUCGUCUGUGGGAAACUUGCAAAAAGUUUCACUUUCAAAUCAUCCAAAAAACCUCUAUUUUUUCAAAAAUGGUCAGAAUCAGUUCCUAUCAUACAAGCGACGGUUCACGCCGUCACGAGAGGAGUCACACCCCGGGGAGUCAAAACCCUCAGGGACAAUCCAGUCGAGGAUCGUAUCCUCGUUUCGAUGGGGAUUUUGUGAUUCCUGAAUCUCUGAGAAGAAAUCCUCAGGCCAUGCUUGACAUGGCCCAGGUCAUGCAGCAUAUGGCGAACGAAGAGGAAGGAGGUUCCAGCUUUACAGGGGAGACUCCACGCACGGAAACAACCAUGGCGUCAUCCCGUUCACAUGUCCAUCGGGAUAAUCGACGUAGCGCCCCACCAACAGCGCACCACAGUCCCAGUGACCGAACCCCGGUCGGAUCACAAGCUAGAGGACCAACUCCCGUUGGUCAUCAUUUCCAGUAUGCCGAGCGGGAAAAUAAUAGGGCCCCUCAGCGGCAUUGGGACCGGGACUGUACGGAUAUGAGGGCUCCACCACCGCCCCCUUUGACGGCCCAGGAGGAAGAAAUGGCCGAGAUGAGGAGGCAAAUGAACGAAAUGCGAGACCAGAUGAACAGGGUACCUGUACAAACUGCCCCAGUUCAGCUGGGAAUUACUUCCACGUUUACUAGGGAACUCAUGUACGCAGAUAUCCAAGGGGGUGCCAAGCCCCCGACCGGCCAAAUUUAUGACGGGAUGGGAGAUCCCCACGUACAUCUGAGGAGUUACCAAGGGGGACUCAUGCUGCUAGGAGCACCCGAGGCCGCCAUUUGCCGGUUGUUUUUCAGCACGCUCAGGGGGCCUGCCCAGGAGUAGUUCGGGACACUGCAGCCCGGGUCAAUCAACAGCUUUGCCGAGUUAUCAGCGUUAUUCUUGGCUCAGUUUGCUUCCAGUGCCAAUCCCAAACGGCACUUCUGCUAUUUGACCAGCGUGAAGCAAAACGCCAAAGAGACCCUCAAUCGAUUCCUGAAAAGGUGGAGGGAUGAAACUUUAACGGUGGGAAACAUGACGGAUGAUACCGCCAUUACCCUAUUCACAAAUGCUCUCCGAACGAGGGAGUUGUACAAAGAGUUGAAGAAAAAUCCGGGUACGGUGUACGCCGAGGUAUUAGAUAGGGCUCACAAGCAUGCCGCCUUAGAAGAGGAGAUAAUGAUCAGGGAUAAGGUCAUUGCGCCUGCUGCCCCGAUCAGAAUGGCCGAUCGCCUGGGUCCUAGACCAACGGCCGCUUUACCUCCCAAACAAGGGAGAUUUACACCCCUGGUCCUAUCAAUAGCGACCAUCUAUCAGCACGAGAGGGACAAUAUUCCCAUCCCGACUGAUUCUGGACAGUUCAUGGGAGUGGAUGAUAAUGCUUUCUCUAAAUAUCACAACAGAAAGGGUCAUGCCACCAAUGCCUGCAGGGCCCUACAAACAGCCAUUGAGGAUCUGAUCCGAAGGGGCCAGCUGGGCAAAUAUGUGAAUAAAGAUCCAAAUGCUAUGGGCACGUUGAAACCGGCCAGGAAACCUAAUAGCUGGUGCCGGGAUGCUCAACGUGACGCCCAACCUCAAAAUGAUGUGUAUGUUCCUCCCAGGGAUGAGCCAGAGGGCUCGGGAGGCCCUGGAAAGAAGCCUCGAAUGGAGGUCAAGGUGAUAUUUGGGGGCGGGGAGACCGGAGAUUCGAACGCCGAACGGAAAAGGUUCGAGCGAAGUCUUUAUGUGGGAUCCGUCUCCACUCCCCCCCAGAAGAAAGGAAAGACAGACCCGAUCACGUUUGGGCCAGCUGAUUUACCCAACUCUCCAAGCCCUCACAGGGAUGAACUGGUGGUAAGCAUGUGUAUUGACAAUGCUUUGAUCCGCCGAGUACUGGUCGAUACCGGGAGCAGUGUGAAUGUAUUGUAUUUACAAUCAUUCGAGAAAAUGGGUCUACAAAGGAGCCAACUGACCCACCUACGGACCCCACUGGCAAGUUUUGCCGGUAACUGCAUCGAGGCUGAGGGGACCAUCCAAUUAAUGGUUGAAAUCGGGGAUGAAACCCACAAAGCGUCACUCCGAAUGACGUUCGUGGUAGUAGAUAUAAAGUGUGCCCACAAUGCCAUAUUGGGCCGACCGGGACUGGAAGAUCUAGAGGCAAUAGCCUCUGUCCGCCAUUCAUGCAUCAAAUUCCCUACAGACACUAGGGUUGGGGUGGCCAGAACUGAUCCAACGACAGCCCGGACAUGUUAUCGGGAGGCCCUGAAACAGAUGAACACCCGUGGGAUGCGGGUGAAUACAAUUGAGGUGGAAACCCACCGAACGGAGUUCGAGGCGCACCCAGAGCCCGCCACCCUUCUUGAACAAAUCGACCUCAAUUUCCCCCCGAACCGUAAGGUGGCUAUCGGGGUAGAUCUGGAGGCUGAUAUCCAGGAUGACGUUCAAAUACAAAGUACUCCUUAUAUGAAAAAUGAGAAGUAAUCUUAGCCGUUAAAAUGAGAAAAUGAGUGGAUCAGAUCAUUUGAGGGAAAAAUUCGGUGCCAAAAGUGUAAUUAUUAAAAGUUUUUUUUGAAAAAUAACGUCACAAAUGUGCAUCACUACGGAGGAAAAGUGCAUUAGAGUAACAAAAAAGUGCAUCACUUUUCGAGAAAAACAUAACAAGUAUAAUAAUCGUUCCUAUUAUUUUUUUCGAAAGUGAAUGUGCACCAUUACAUAUUGUCUAUGCACUUUUGCUAUUAUGUAUUACACAUUUUGGUUGACCGUAAGUUUUGAUCUAUACCAUCCAUUUUUAAGUAAUCAAGGGUUUAGAUCACUUCUCACUUUUCAUGGGAAGACCUCUUUGUAUUAGAACUCAUCCAUAUAUAUAUAUAUAUAUAUAUUAUACACCUAAAAGCACUACACUAGAGAGAGAAAAUUCUUUCGUCUAAGCAUUCUCCGUCUAAAUUCCUAAAAUGUAAUUACAUUUUUCACAAAAAAAAAAUCAUCAUCCUAUAAUCCUAAAAUCCUAAAAUGUAAUUUCAUUCUAUACCUAAAAGCACUACACUAGAGAGAGAAGAGUUUUCUGCCUAAGCAUUCUCCGCCUAAAAUCCUAAAAUAAAAUUUCACUUUCCACAAAAAAAAAACAUUCUAUACCUAAAAGCACUACACUGGAGAGAGCAAAUUAUCCCGCCUAAGCAUUCUAUGACUAAAAUCCUGAAAUGUAAUUUCAGUUUCCACAAAAAAAAAACAUCAUAUACCUAAAAGCACUACACUGGAGAGAGAAAAUUCUUUCGCCUAAGCAUUCUCCGUCUAAAUUUCUAAAAUGUAAUUACACUUUCCACAAAAAAAUCAUCAUCCUAUAAUCCUAAAAUCCUAAAAUGUAAUUUCAUUCUAUAACCAAAAGCACUACACCGGAGAGAGAAGAGUUUUCCGCCUAAGCAUUAUCCGCCUAAAAUCCAAAAAUAUAAUUUUACUUUCCACAAAAAACAACCUAUACCUAAAAGCACUACACUGGCGAGAGAAAAUUCUCCCGCCUAAGCAUUCUCCGCCUAAAAUCCUAAAAUGUAAUUUCACUUUCCGCAAAAAAAACAUCAUAUACCUAAAAGCACUACACUGGAGAGUGAAAAUUCUUUCGCCUAAGCAUUCUCCGUCUAAAUUUCUAAAAUGUAAUUACACUUUCCACAAAAAAUCAUCAUCCUAUAAUCCUAAAAUCCUAAAAUGUAAUUUCAUUCUAUACCUAAAAGCACUACACUGGAGAGAGAAGAGUUUUCCGCCUAAGCAUUCUCCGCCUAAAAUCCUAAAAUAUAAUUUUACUUUCCACAAAAAAAAACACUACACAGGAGAGAGAAAAUUAUCCCGCUUAAGCAUUCUCCGUCUAAAGUCCUAACAAUUUUGCUAUAGGUACCCCAACCUUACCCCAUUUUAUACCCCAUAUAAAUACCUUCUAAAAAAUUUACCCCCCUCCCUUCACCUCCCCUCCCUCAACUCCCCACAACCUUCCCCCUCAUCUCCACUUCCAAAUCUCCCACUCCUCCCACCUUUUUCCUUCCCCAACAACUUUCCAAGAACUCCCUUCCCGCACCAACCUCAACAGUUCCCAACCUAUCCUCCACAACCGCCGUCCUGGCUCCCACAAAACAACCAACCGUCGUCAUGGCCCCCACGAAACAACCAACCCCCGUCCUCACCCCCAUGAACCCCUCUCCUCAACGCUCGCCGAUCUGAAAUCCUCCAUAAAUCGAAGCACGGCCCGGCGCCUCAGAUCUCUGGCGGUAAAGGCCGGUGGAAGCCCCAUCCGUCAUGUGAGGCACUAUUUCAUCAUUUUGCUAUUUUUUCCUCAUUUUUUUGGUAUUUUUCGUCCAACUCCACAUGAAAAGGGGUUGUCUGUCUGACAGACAAAUUUGAAGUGCAGCGUCUGUCUAGCUUAGCAUGGUUUCAUAAUUGGUAGAGUCUUACAUAAGAUGUCUAUCUUGACAGACAAAUUUAUUUGUUUGAGUACAUAGAGCAACUGUAUGUAUGCACAUCUUCUUAUUUUACAAAUGUAUUUUAUAAUACGUGUGAUGACUUUUGUGAUGUCUCUCUUCGGAUGUUGAAAAUUGGUUUGUAGUUCUCUAUGAAGUGAAAAGAGUUGUCUGACAUUCCAUUUGAUUUGUCUGUAAUGUGAAAUGAAUUCUUUAAAAUUGAUUUGUAGUUGUCUGUAUGUGAAAAACGUUGUCUGGCAUUCUAUUUGAGUUGUAUGUAAUGUGAAAAUAGUCUGUCUGUCUACAUAUGUAUUGCAACAAAUUGUCUGUAAUGUGAUAUAAAAUGUCUGGCCUUUAUUCAGAGUUGUCUGUCUACAGGUCGGGAGAAUGAGUGAUGGUGGCUUCCUUUGCAGAGCACCUGUAAAUGGAAAAGUCAUUGAUUCCAGGUUGCGAGUAUGCAAAUAUGUGGAACAAGGUGGAGGAAGCAUAGGAAUUGUUAUUAAUGUGGGAAUGUAUAUUUGUGGGUUGUUUUGACGAGUUUAGUUAUUUUAUAGUACAUUUUGAUGAGUUUAGUAAUUGUUAAUGUGGUUAUAUAAAAGUGUUCGGAGAUAUGAUUGUAUUUGUUAAUGUACAAAUGAAUUUGGUGAAAACCAAACAUGUACUCCCUUCGGUUCUUAUUAAAGUUCCCACUUUCCUUUUUGGGAUGUCCCUUAUUUAAGUUCACACUUC
Messenger RNA from Cuscuta europaea, 6684 nucleotides. The record is from the annotation of a GenBank genome assembly. Lineage: Eukaryota; Viridiplantae; Streptophyta; Magnoliopsida; Solanales; Convolvulaceae.